GAGUAUAUAUAAAGUUUCGAGUGUAAAAAAAAAGGGCACAAGCGAUUUGUAUUCAAAGUAAAAAGGUUUCAACAAGACGAAGUUUGCACUUGUGAUUUGAUAUAAAACCACGCCCUAAAUCCGCAACUAAAUUAACAUGUUGAAAGAUCUAGAGCUUUCUUUCUUCGGUCGCAUAAAAAAAAUAACGCCGAAAAGAUGUGAUCCUUUUGGAAGCCCAUGCAAAGACCUCUGGAUCCUCAAGCUUGACAAUGGAAGAUACAAGAGAUAGAGAAAAGAGAUAACGAGAGAGAAAGAGAUAACAAGAAAAGAUAGAAUACGAAGACUUGUGUGUCUCUUGCUCGGUGUUAUGGUGUAGAUCGUGCAGUGAUCGUGUAGUGAAGUGGAACGAACGCUGACAAUUUGAAUUUUCGAGGCUCAUUAGCUCGGCGUUCGUUCGCUCUCAGAGAUUACUAAGCUCUGGGCCUCUUUCUAAGAUUGCAGAAACCACAAAAUGUAUGGAUGCUUCUUAAAGUAAGACGUUAAAUUUAUGAUAAAAAAACUACAUAGCCUAGCAAGGGAGCUAUCACGUGACAAACAAGCAAGGGAGCUAUCGCGUGACAGACAAGCAAGGGAGCUAUCGCGUGACAGACAAGCAAGGGAGCUAUCGCGUGACAGACAAGCAAGGGAGCUAUCGCGUGACAGACAAGCAAGGGAGCUAUCGCGUGACAGACAAGCAAGGGAGCUAUCGCGUGACAGACAAGCAAGGGAGCUAUCGCGUGACAGACAAGCAAGGGAGCUAUCGCGUGACAGACAAGCAAGGGAGCUAUCGCGUGACAGGAGCAAGGGAGCUAUCCCGUGACAGAGGAGCAAGGGAGCUAUCGCGUGACAGACGAGCAAGGGAGCUAUCGCGUGACAGACGAGCAAGGGAGCUAUCGCGUGACAGACAAGCAAGGGAGCUAUCGCGUGACAGACAAGCAAGGGAGCUAUCGCGUGACAGACAAGCAAGGGAGCUAUCGCGUGACAGACAAGCAAGGGAGCUAUCGCGUGACAGACAAGCAAGGGAGCUAUCGCGUGACAGAGGAGCAAGAGAGCUAUCGCGUGACAGACAAGCCAGGCAUAUUAUUGCGUGAAAUAAAUAACUUGUGUCAAAAAUGGAAGACGCUGUGAUCGUUCUUCUGGUUUGUGUUGCGGUUUUAAUCGCAAUUAUGAUUGCUCUUUAUUUCUUGUGCCGCUCGGACGACCCCCUGAAGGAUCACACGUGUGCUGCUCUACUGUACACGAAGAUGACCGCGGUCAACCUUGAGGGCGACGAGCCAUGUCUGAUGGAGAAGCCACGAGAACCACGCAACAACGACAUGAACACGACUCACUAUGGCGGGAAAACACCAGAUCCGCGUGACGGCGGGCGUGACGGUCCACGUGAUGACGAAAAGCAGAAAGGCCUGCGUGACUUCACGGCUGACAAGCCCCGUGAUGAAAGACGUGACAGCUCACGUGAUGGAAGGCGUGACAGACCAUUUGAAGAAAAGCUUGACGGCUCACGUGGUGGAAGGCGUGACGGUCCACGUGACUAUGAAAAGUAUCACGGCAUGCGUGACGUCACGGUUGGUAAGCCACGUGAUGGGAGGCCUGACGGACCACGUGAUGGAAGACGUCACAGGUCACCUGAUGAAAAGCUAGACGGCUCACGUGAUAGAAGGCGUGACGAAACACGUGUUGAAAGGCGUGAGAGCUCGCGUGAUGGAAGACGUGACGGACAACGUGAUGAGAGGCGUGACGGGCUACGUGAUGAGCGGCGUGACAGCUCACGUGAGGGAAGACGUGAAGGAUCUCUUGACGAGAGGCGUGACUGGCCACGAGAUGAGCAGCGUGACAGAUCACGAGAUAGAACACGAGAGGAGAGGCGUGACGGACACCGCGAACAGUGGCGUGACGGCCCACGUGAUGAGAGAAGUUACAGCUCACGUGAUAACUGGCGUGACAGCACUCAUGGGGUUAAGCGUGACGGCGAACGAGAUGAGAGGCGUGAGUGGCCACGUGUUGAAAUGCGUGACGGUCCACGUGACGAAAGUAACAGCUCACGUGAUAACUGGCGUGACAGCAAUUAUGAUGCAGGACGUGACGGUUCAAGAGAUCUCCGACGAGAUAUUCCACACCAUGACUGGCAUAAUUUUCCAGGCGAUAAAAGGCGUGACAGGUCACGUGAUGAAAGACGUGACGUUCCCCAUGAUGAACGGCAUUACCGGUCACGUGAUGAAAGGCGUGACAACGCAUUGUGGUUAUAACGUUAAAAUUGUGUUUAUAGUAAUUGCUUACAGUUGAUUGCCGUAUUAUUUCUUGAAGAUAUAUUUUUGCCGUCCUUAUACAAUCAAAUCGGGACAACGGAAGAACGCUGAAUCUUUAAGAAGAUAUUGCACUUUUAUUAAAUCUUGCACACUGUCACACCUGUACAUUUCACACCAGAGCAGCUUCUAUUAUAUCCAUGUAACAAACGAAGUACAUGUUUUCACUUUAAGAAAUAAACACAUUUGUUGUAAGACCAAACGGUACCCCCCCCCCCCCAUUCCCCGGGUCAAAUCUUUAAUCCUCAGUUGGAGCCGGACAUGGGGUCAAUUCUUUAUGGCAGUCAUGGGGUUUGAGCUAUUUCCAGCUUUCACAGAAGCACAGUUAGGAAUUAAUUACAGAGAAAGUUUGGAAAGCCAAAAUACGUGGAAAAUACUCCAUUUUGCAGAUAAAUAUAAAUUAAUACGGUAUAGUGUUAAGCAAUAUAUACUGUAUAUAGUGCCCAAUAGGAUUGAAAAUUGUACUUUUAUGUUUCGGUAAGACUGGGAAGCUAAAAUAGUGUAGGAAACUAGAUUAUACGUACAUAAUAUGUAUCUUGUGCGAUUAGUUUCUGUCUGUAUAGUAGACAUUGGUUGCAAUAAGGAGCGUUGUUUUUGUUACACUUUGUCGUAUUUCGAGAGCCAGCGCUAGUGCCCCUCUAAGCCCCGGAUGUAAAUCGACACUACCUUUAACUGGUUAUAACUCCCUCUUGACAGGCUUAUUAUUCAAUCGAUCAUUUGACAAAUCAGCGAUUGAUUCAUUUAAUUGGAACUCUUUAAAAAGUACCAAAAGUAUACGAAAACGUACGACAAGAAAAGGUCAACCCAAUGAGCAAGCCAAUUGUCACCUUGCAGAAAUAUAUGAGGAUCAAAGGUGCUAAUACUAACACGAAAGCUAAUCGUAAGUUGUUUGUAGUGUUCCUUAGUAUAUCUGACUGUUAAAUAAUAGGCCAUCACUAAACCAACGGUAUCGAGUGAAGAGACGUUAACAGUGCUAUCUAUCGGAGCGGAAAGCCAGCACAAAUAACUUACAUAACUCUACGAGGUAAACAAAACGCGGCGACGCGAGCGUGCUGGGGCCGAACAUUCAACCGUCAUUUGCGAUCGUAAAGGGCCAUAACAAGUGAAGAAUCCCAGCCAUAGCGUGACCCAACGAGUGAGAAGAGGCAAUCGAUCACUCUUCGUAUACAACAUCAAGUACAAUAUUUAGAACUCGUGACAGUCAAUCGAAAUAGUAUGCAGUAGUCGCUCAUUAGAGCCUGACGGAACAGUUACAGACAAGCAAGCGACUUGGCACGAGUUCAGCAAAGAGUUCAACGGAAUACAAACAAAAAGCUCAUUAGCGCCGCGUUCAUUCGCUCGUAGACAUCGCUAGGGCCUUAGUUUGCUUCUCAAGGAUACCGUGCGCUGCUUUGCUCUAUCCGAAAGCGAUCUCGACCGGAAAAUUCGUCCGACUUCAAGAAAUCAUGGUCAACACAGAGCAAAAUCUAUCGAGAAGAAGCUCACGCAGCGAGCACAUGCGGAUAAUGUCCAAACUGCAGGAAAAGCCACCAGAGUCACGCACCAACGGCGGACCUCCUUACAACGCUCGAGGAACUCGACCACCAGACAAGCGUGACACACGAGUAUCUCAACCACCAGACACGCGCGACCCCCGAGGAUCUCGACCAACAGACACGCGCGACGCGCGAGGAUCUCGACCACCAGACAAGCGCGAUACGCAAGGGGCUCAGUUACCAGACAAGCGCGACACUCGUGUAUCCACCAGGCCACCAGACACACGUGACACGCGAGUAUCGAGGGCACAAGAGACGCGCUCUACACAAGACUCGCGCGGCGGAUCAAGACGAUCUGCGAGUCGAGACACGCGUGACCAAGAGCUUGACGCUCGCGGGAGAUCUCAGAACGCGCGUACUAGAAGUAUGCGAAACAGCGGUCCACCUGAAAGAAGAGAUGAUUUAUCGCGUGACAACAGACGUGAGGCUCCACGUGAUAACAGGCGCGAGGUUUCGCGUGACAACAGGCGUGACGCAUCACGCGAUAACAAGCCUGAUGUACCACGUGAAAGGCGUGACACAUUACGCGAUGAAAGGCGUGACAUGUCACGUGAUAAGAGGCGUGAAGCAUCACGUGAUGAAAGGCGUGACAUACCACGUGAUGAAAGGCGUGACAUACCACGUGAUGAGAGACGUGACGCACCACGUGAAGGUAGGCGUGACCCACCACGUGAUGACAGGCGUGACGCAUUCCUUGACGACCGCCGGGAGGGUAGAAGCACACAAGAAUUUAGCCGAGAUAACCGAUUGCGUCAGCGAAGCUUGCGCGCACGUUCGGUGGAUAGACCACGUGUCACAAGAGCUAGAUCUGAAGGUGGAAGAAGAAGCCGUUCUCUUGGUGAUGUUCGUCUUAGAAACCGCGCGAGGUCAGUUGAUCGAGUGUACGACCUUUGGGACAGGCGCUAUAGCAUGAAAAGGGACCCAUACCCUCAAGAUGACAUGCGAGAGAGACUUUAUGGCGGCACACGUGACAUACAUCUAGCAAGAGACCCACCACGACACGAGCCGCGAGAUAGCAUGCCGCCUUGGGAGGGCCCGCGGGGACAUUCGACACGUGACAAGGCGCGUGACAUACCUCCGCACUGGAGUGACCAAUACAGCAUUCAAGCUCGGGACGAUCUUUACAACAGACUUCAGGCACGGGACGACCCAUACAUCAAACAGCCCGGACGGGACGACCCGUACAACAAACAGCCCGGACGGGACGACCCGUACAUCAAACAGCCCGGACGGGACGACCCAUACAUCAAACAGCCCGGACGGGACGACCCGUACAUCAAACAGCCCGGACGGGACGACCCGUACAACAAACAGCCCGGACGGGACGACCCGUACAACAAACCUUCUGCACGGGACGACCUGUACGACCGACCUCCCUUACGAGAUGACCCGUACCACCGACCACCUUUACGGGAUGAUCCCCACAGCAGACCUCCCUUACGGGAUGAUCCCCACAGCAGACCUCCCUUACGGGAUGAUCCCUACAGCAGACCUCCCUUACGGGACGACCCGUACAACAAACCUUCAGCACGGGACGACCUGUACGACCGACCCCCCUUACGGGAUGACCCGUACCACCGACCACCUUUACGGGAUGACCCCCACAGCAGACCUCCCUUACGGGAUGAUCCCUACAGCAGACCUCCCUUACGGGAUGAUUUCUACAGCAGACCUCCCUUACUCGACGACCAACCUCCCUUACGGGAUGACCCGUACAACCGACCUCCCUUACGGGAUGACCCGUUCGGCCGACCUCCCUUACGGGAUGAUCCCUUAAGCAGACCUCCUUUACGGGAUGAUCCCCACAGCAGACUUCCCUUACGGGAUAAACCAUACAACCGAGAUCCCUUACAGAAUGACCAGUACGGCCGACCUCCCUUACGGGAUGAUCCCUACAGCAGACCUUCCUUACGGGAUGAUCCCUUAAGCAGACCUCCCUUACACAAUGAUCCGUUUGACCGAACUCCCUUACGGGAUGAUCUCUUAAGCAGACCUACUCUAGGGGGUGACUUGUACGACCGACCUCCCUUACGGAAUGACCCGUACAGUAGAAACGAGGCAGGUGACGACCAUGGCGAAUAUGGCCCAGUUUAUCAACAAGCAGAAAGACGUGACAUGUAUGGGAGGUAUGUGCCACGCGAAAUCCCCGCGCGUGUAGAGCAGCACGAGUUUGACGCACUUCAUCGCGAGAUUCGCGCAAAGUCGGAGGAGAUCAAGCUCCAGAGAGAGUCAGUGAACCGCGACAUCCGCAAGGGCAUUUAUCAGCCAAUCAGCAACAAGGAGGCGAAGGUGCGAGAGGAGCUUAUGAAAUGCAACGGUACGCACCGCGACAUCCUAUAUGACGAGCGUGACGCAGGGCAACAUCACUAUGAAGAGAUCCCCCCAAGGAUGUCACACAAUAGCGACUUGUCACGCGACCCGUACGAGGACGUGCAUGACCCUCGUUACCUUCCAAAGCCGUUCGAGAUGAGCCAAGGACGCAACGAAGAUAACAUAAUCCGAAGGGAGCCUCGACCAAGACCUCACUCAAUACAAAUCACACACAGACAACACUCCAGUACCACGGAUAGUUUUCUAGACACACAAAGAAACAUGCGUGGACACACAGGGAACCCGCCACAAGACAUGCGCAGACACACAGUGGAUGGAAAUGGCUGGGGGGCUCUUCCAGACACUUACUUGAUGUCAAUCGGGAUGCCGACCUCUCAGCCACCGCCAGCGGGCAAGGCAAUGAACAUACAAACGAUUGACCCUCUGGAGAUCCAGACACGCGCACCGGAAGACGAGCUGAGAGAUUCCUAUGUCAAGUAUUUUGGUAAGCCUGAAGAUUCACCCCAUUCUCCUUACUUAAGGUCACUUAAUAGCGUGGGUGAUACAGACAAGAAUGGAUGGCGUUACCCUGACAAGAAUACAUUGCGUGACGUAGACAAUGUCAGACAAUCGCGCGACAACAAAGAUGGAUCGCGUAAUGCAGACAAUAGGCUGCGCGACGAAAAGUUGCUCAAUGAUUCAUGGGAAGCGAGUGAGUCGAUGUACCGCGUGCGCUCGUUCGAUUUCAGUCAUCAGGAGAAGCGUGCGGCUCAACCACGUUCACGCUCCCUAGACCUGCACAGCGCCCCACCGAAGGAAGAGAUCCGCGAGAGAGACACGCGGGGCAAACCUGUCACGGCAGUCGCACCAACGCGUGCGCGUGUCAUGCACGUGGAGUCAACUACACCGCGACGGGAUGACAGAUCGCGCUACUCUUACGACCCUUACGACGACAGAAACGAUCGCUACAACGGAUACAGCAGUGAUCAUUAUAGCAGACACGACAGGAGCGAUUAUUAUGACAGGCAAGACAGACGUGAUCAUUACAACAGGCAAGGCAGGGGCGACCAUUACGACAGGAGCGGUCAUCACGGCAGGGCCGACAGGCGCGAUCAUUACGACAGGCGCGAUCAGAACGACAGGCACGACAGGAAAUACGACGAGGAGAGAGAAGAUUACGUGUGAACAUUUAGUGUCAACACCGGUCCACGGUACUAGAUAAAAACGUAUUGACGAUUUGACAGUAAAGAUUGAGUGGAGCUUGAUGGCAGCGAUCGUAACGAUAACUACAACAAGAACACUAAGUUCAAUAAAUAUAAUAUCAAUUUGUAUCAUUUUAGUCAAACCUUCCAAAUACAUCCGUACAAUUUACGCAAACAUUUCUACAGGAAUGUUUUUUUUUUUACAUUUUCUAUAUACGCAUUGUUUUUAAUCAAAGUAAAACCGUAACUAGUUGCGCCACAAAGCGUGAUGUUCAGUUGCACUGCAGUAUGAACAUAGAAUAGAGUAUGCAGUAUAGAAGAGUGUAAUAUAGAGAAAAACUUUAGCUUAGAAGUGUCACGUCGCGAGUUUGCUUAAAGGGGCUCUGUCAGUCGCCAUUUUGUCAUCCAAACAGCUAAAGAAGCAGGUAGAAAAUAUUCAUUUGCAUCCGCGUAUCGACAUUUUUAACAACUGAAUUUAAUAGUUUAAAGAUAAGCAAUGCUUUUGUACGGUUAUUUUGUUAUUACUUUAAAUAAUGAAAAGCCAAAGGAUAACAAAAUGAAAGCUGAUUGAGUCCCUGUUUUCAAAAUACAAAAAAAAAAAUGUAAACCAUUUGUAUUUAUGGCAUUAUCAAUGCCUGCAAUUAAUGUUAAAAAGCUAAUGACAUUUAUGUCAAGAAGUUGUGGAAUUUCCUAUUUACUCACUAAUGGGUGUAAGGCAAGAGAUGACUUGAAUAAACUAUAGAAAACUC
Messenger RNA from Nematostella vectensis (starlet sea anemone), 8117 nucleotides. RefSeq names its product zinc finger CCCH domain-containing protein 13. The coding region runs from base 3767 to 7351 and encodes 1194 amino acids. The transcript is spliced from 4 exons. NCBI's taxonomy places the organism in Eukaryota, Metazoa, Cnidaria, Anthozoa, Actiniaria, Edwardsiidae. The record is from RefSeq and is a predicted model, not a curated record.